Messenger RNA from Oncorhynchus mykiss (rainbow trout), 1212 nucleotides. Lineage: Eukaryota; Metazoa; Chordata; Actinopteri; Salmoniformes; Salmonidae. The record is from RefSeq and is a predicted model, not a curated record.
AUGGUUAUUGAUGAGAAGGAAGUGGAGGAGGAGGAAGUGGACGAGGAGGAGGUGGACGAGGCGGAGAAGGAGAUGUACGAGGAGGAGAAGGAAGUGGACGAGAAGGUGGACGAGGGGUUGGACGAGGAGGAGGAGGAGGAGGUGGACGAGGAGGUGGAUGAGGAGGAGGAGGUGGACGAGGAGGAGGAGGAGGUGGGCGAGGAGGUGGAUGAGGAGGAGGAGGUGGACGAGGAGGAGGAGGAGGUAGACGAGGAGGAGGAGGAGGUGGAGGAGGUGGACGAGGAGGUGGACGAGGAGGAGGAAGAGGUGGACGAGGAGGAGGAGGAGGUGGACGAGGAGGUGGACGAGGAGGAGGUGGACAAGGAGGAGGAGGAGGAGAUGGACGAGGAGGAGGAGGAUGAGGAGGAGGAGGUAGACGAGGAGGAGGAGGAGGAGGAGGAGGUGGACGAGGAGGUGGACGAGGAGGAGGAAGAGAUGGACGAGGAGGAGGAGGAGGUGGACGAGGAGGUGGAUGAGGAGGAGGUGGACAAGGAGGAGGAGGAGGAGAUGGACGAGGAGGUGGAUGAGGAGGUGGAUGAGGAGGUGGAUGAGGAGGAGGAGGUGGACGAGGAGGAGGAGGAGGAGGUAGACGAGGAGGAGGUGGACGAGGAGGAGGAGGAGGUGGAGGAGGAGGAGGAGGAGGUGGAGGAGGAGGAGAAGGAGGAGGAGGAGGUGGACAAGGAGGUGGAUGAGGAGCCUCUCCCGGCCUCCCCGCUGCCUCCCCCCAGCCUCUCCCCAGCAUUCCACAGCCUCCCCGCUGCCUCCCCCCAGCCUCUCCCGGCCUCCCCGCUGCCUCCUCCCAGCCUCCCCAGGCUCCCCGCUGCCUCACCAGCCUCCCCAGCCUCCUUCCAGUCUCUCCCUGCCUCCCCCCAGAAUCUCCUUGCCUCCCCCCAGACUCUCCUUGCCUCCCCCCAGACUCUCCCUGCCUCCCCGCUGCCUCCCCCCAGCCUCUCCCGGCCUCCCCAGCCUCCCUCCAGCCUCUCCCUGCCUCCCACCAGACUCUCAUUGCCUCCCCCCAGACUCUCCCUGCCUCUCCCCAGCAUUCCACAGCCUCUCCCUGCCUCCCUCCGACCUUCCCCAGCCUUCCCCUGCCUCCCAAUGGUCUUCCCCCAGCCUCCCCAGCCUCCCCCAGUCUCCUCCAGCACUGGUGGCAUUUCAGCCAGUAGGCUCUGA